This is a messenger RNA of Drosophila subpulchrella, 1502 nucleotides long. RefSeq lists its product as uncharacterized. Bases 1 to 1461 code for a protein of 486 amino acids. Lineage: Eukaryota; Metazoa; Arthropoda; Insecta; Diptera; Drosophilidae. Gene Ontology annotation, molecular function: ligand-gated sodium channel activity. Gene Ontology annotation, biological process: sodium ion transmembrane transport. The record is from RefSeq and is a predicted model, not a curated record. Gene Ontology annotation, cellular component: membrane. The transcript is spliced from 10 exons.
AUGGAGUCGUUCAAGACCUUCAAAAAUCGAAAGGGGCCAAGAAGUGUUAUACAUUUUAUGGUUUUAUAUUUUAACAAUUGUUGCAUACAUGGCUUUCGCUACCUCACCAGAGCAAUGCUUAUGUUCUUUGAAAAAUUCCUUUGGUUCACCUUGCUGGUUGUCUCAAUAUAUUUCUGUAUCGUUGUAUGCUUAUCAUCUAUUGAUCGAUACUAUACGAAAAGCACACAUAUCGGUUUGGAGCGAAAUUAUAUCUUCUGGAAUACCACAUUACCGAGUCUAACAGUGUGCCCAAUGGAUCGCCUCAACAUUAGCAUUUUCGCUGAUUAUUGUCGGAAAAACGGCAUUAAGGGAACACAAAAGGAUAUUUUUUGGGACUUCCUUGAAAACCUGGCCAACUCUACUUAUAUUAAUUUUCAAAACAUUCCCGAGAGCGAUCAGAUCGAUCAAGUGAUUAAGGACAUAGGCCUGAAGCCGGAGAACUACAUGGAGUUAAUUUACAAUCUCACCUAUGAUAAAACCUACGAGCCAAACAUCAAUGAGCGCAUCCGGUGUGUGGAUGGUUCGACUUACAUUCAUGUGCGGCAGGUUCUCACUGAGUGGGGAUUGUGCUAUUUGGGAAACUCCAUGCUAACCGACCAGUACAGCUCCAGAUACUAUAUAUUUGGAGAGACCCCGGAGCCCAACAAAUACGAGGAGGAACUUUCCCUAAUUCAAUGUCAAAUUGGUUCGUUUUUUCAAAGGGACACGCAAUUCACAUUAAGGGGCUUUUCGGGCCCGGCAAUAAUAGCUUUCGCCCAUUCUGCAUUCGAAGUGAGUAAGGUGGACUCCAAUUCCAAUUACGCUGAAGACGGUGUAAUGUACGAUUUGAGCACUGAAGAGAUUGUGGCUGAGGAUAACCUGGAACAUGAAACCACAAUUGCAAUGAGAAAAUGCCGGUUUUCCCACGAAUCCAAUCUGACCCAUUAUCCGUUCUAUUCGAGAAAUAUUUGUCAGCAAGAGUGCCGUAUUAACUUGGCAUAUCGAAUAUGUAAAUGCAUUCCCCACUUUUACCCAAAUCGCAUCGAAAAUCCCAAAAAGGUGUGCGAUUAUAAAACUUUAAGAUCGUGCUUUCCUCGCCACGCAAAAUAUUUUCUCAAGCUGUACGAGGAAAAUGCUAAAGAAGACAAGCACUCUGGAUGUUAUUGCGAACAGAACUGCCUAGAUGCUGUGGUUACAAUCAAAUCUAUAGAUCCAAUGGCAAAUGCCAAACAUUUACUGCAAGGUAUUGGAAGUCAGCUAACAGUCAAAACUUGGCCACAGACUCGUCUAAAGCGCCAAGUUAUAUUUUCAAUGACCGAUCUCUUGGUUUCAAUCGGUGGAACAGCCGGACUUUUUCUCGGAUUUAGUGUUUUGGGCUUUGUUGAAGUUUUAUACUUCUUCACAAUAAGAUUAAUCUGGCAAAUAUUAGGUUACACCCUUUAAAGCAAGGCAAACAUUAACUAAUAUUCUAAAUGCUCAAUCUU